Molecule: messenger RNA, 827 nt
Organism: Dalotia coriaria
Lineage: Eukaryota; Metazoa; Arthropoda; Insecta; Coleoptera; Staphylinidae
Exons: 4
Coding region: 39-455 (138 amino acids)
Source: RefSeq, a predicted model, not a curated record
UGCAAAUUCAAAUUAAAAGCUGGUGUAACUUUUAAGCUAUGGAUAUGAUCUGGGACAUCGGACCAAUUAUAAAUCUCAACGUAAUUGAAGAGAAGUUGCAGAUACUAGCUAAUCUGGACAUUGAUACACAAAAUCUGGAACUUGGAUAUUAUUUUCUGUGUGAUGUAAUGUUGCUAAUGUUUACUGAAGACGAGCUUGUAGCAGGACUAAUAAUGUACUUAAAUGCACUUGUAGAGCACGACUUGCCUUUGGAGGAUUCAACAAUGAUGAUUGAACAUUUCGUUUACAAAGUGACUGCUUUGGACCAUAGUGUUACAAAACCAGUGGCAAUAUAUACCUACAGUAAAUUGUUACCACGAGAACUGCCUUUUGCAGAGCAGUUGGCUAUGAUCAGACAACUCCUGGCAAAUAUUUAUGAAUUGGAAGGAAGUGGGCACAGGCUAUUCAAGUUUUGAAGGAAAUUCAACUAGAUUCGGGUCUUCACGGGCAAUUCUCAGCGGAUUACAAAUUAGGAACUUAUUUAAGAUUGAGCCGCUUCAGUCUUGAAAUCAACAAGGUAGAUCAAGCGGAGACUUAUAUUAAUCGCGCGGCGUUGGAACAGGUAGAUGCUGAGGACGAGGAUCUACAUUUGGAUUUUAAGGUGGGCUAUGCAUGCGUGCUUGACUUCCAGCAUAGGUUUAUUGAUGCUGCACAACACUUCAAUGAUCUAGCUGGCGAAAAUAUCAGCGAUGAGUAUCGCUAUGCAGCGCUGCGUAGAGCAGUUACCUGCACGUUGCUCUCAUCUCCCGGAAAACAGCGCAGCAGAUUGCUCGCGAGAUUCUACAAUG